AUGUCUUCGGCUGCAAGGUGUAAGGCGACUGGAGUUCAGCAGAUCCGUUGGCUCCAGAAGUUUCCAACUGCCUGCGAUGAGUUCACGGGGACCGCGGUACUGAAUGGUUGUCAUCAGAGUUGGAGCCACGCCCUGAGGAUCCUUUUGCUGAUCCAAGAAUGGAGAAGCAGCUUGGAUACCGUGAGCAUCAGCGCUGCCAUCAACUCUUGCGCAAAAUCUGCACAAUGGACCUUGGCCAUGAAGUUCUGCCAGGAGAUGCAGGCACCCAAUGCCUUUUCCUUCGGUGCCACAGUCAACGCAUUUGAGAAGGAGACUGGCUGGCGCAAAGCUUUGGAGACCGUGUGCCAAAUGAGGCGCUUUUCCAGGCGGUGGACUUCAGGGUCAGGAACUUGGGUGACCGAAGCAUCACUCCUCAAUGUUUGCGGAGAAGGACUGCAAUGGUCAUGGGUGAUGUCACUCUUCCACGAACUUCGUGCUAAGGAGGGUUUGGACGAGGUCCUCUUUGGAACGGCCAUUGAUGCCAAUGUGAGGUCCUGGCAAAUGGCCACGGAGCUCCUGGCGCGCAUGGCUGGGAGCAGAUGCCAAAACAGCCAGGUCUGUUUCGGGGCAACAGUGAAGGCCUGUGAAUCGUCCAUGCAAUGGCUUGCGGCUCUUCAAAUGCUGCGGCAGCAAGAGCACCUCCGGAUGAGGCCGUCGACUGCGGUUCUCAGCGCCUGCAUCGGCGCAUGUAGAGGCGACUGGGCGUUGGGGAUUUUCAUCGCACGGAAGUUGCAGAAGCUCAAUGCGAUUUCCGCCACCAGCACCUUGUGCUCCAUGGAUGGUGCGUCAGGUGUUUGGCCUCAGGCCUUGCGUGUUUAUGAGCAGACGGAGGAGGCGGAUGUUGUGACAUUGGCGGCCACCCUGGGCAUUUGCGCCCAGGGUAGCCAGCCCCACGGAGCCAACCACGCCGCCAACGGAGCCUGGUGCUGCGCGUGGCACUUGCUUGAGCUGGCGCAGAGGCAGCGAGAAGAUCUUGUGGCCCUGUCUCCGGCAUGUACUUCGCAGGGCGCCGCAGAGGUCCUAGGUAUACGACUGGGCACAACUGCGUGCUGGGAUAGGCAUUGGGAUUGGGGCGUGGGCAGCGGUUCAUUAAGGUGUGUUACGGUGAGCGGCCCGGAUGAGGAAACGAAUGCCAAGAAAUCAGCAGAUAAUAUCAGUCAUAAGGUCGCCAAAGCAGCUGGUAUGGGUCAAUGCAAUCCUGGGCAAAGUCAUCCGCCCGGCGAGGACGACCAAAGACAUUUGCAAGAGCUGACUGAGAGUGUGGUAAAACUCUGCGACCGCCAUGUCCAUCACCAUCAUAUGCGAAGGCAGGGCACCCUGACGCCACGGGGCCGUUUCGCGCAGCUGCAGCCCUCCUUGAAGCCUGCAGAGUCAUCUCUGAGUUUGCAAGAGCGGCGGCAGGUCGUGGAUCUAGACGAUGCUUUGGGAUCCACGAAUUUCAUGCAAAAUCCUCAAGCAGCUGAGGCCCUGGACCUGCGGCGCCUCUCGGACGCCGCCUCGGAGGCCUCCGAGGCCCCAGGCGGGCGGCGGAGGACGAACAGCGAGGCCAGCGAGGUCAGCGAAGUGUCGGAGGACAGAUCAUCCAUGGUUGAAUCACUUGCAAAUUCUGAAUUUGCCGGGCAGGACCUGGAAGGUCCCGAAGCAGAGCAAGAGUUGAAGGUUCCAACAAGAGUGCGGAGGGCUUUGAAUGCGCAACGAAAUGUGUUGCUGAAUCUCUUCAACAAGUUGGACACGGACAAAAGCGGAGUCCUGGAAGCGGAUGAAUUGAAAAACGCCUUGGGAGCCGUGGGGCAGCAUCCCCAGCGUGCUGAGAAACUCAUUGCUGCAGCGGACGAGAAUUGCAACGGUAAAGUGGAAAUCCACGAGUGGAUUCAUGUCGUUGACCGUUUGGUUGCUGGCAAGGGUGGCGCUGUCAUGGAAAAUUUCGCCAAAGCACUGGUGAAGGCGGACUAUGGGAACAGCAACAACAAAAAUAUGCGGGAUGCUCGCAGCUACACGUGGACAUGGGAGGACAAGCCCUGGCGCUGGAUGAUCAGUGGUCAAGGAACCUUCCGUCUUUGCUGGGACAUCCUGCUGUUCUGUUUGCUGGUCUACGUCGCAGUUGUGAUGCCCUAUACCCUAGCUUAUUUGCCAGAAAGCGACUUUCAGAAUGGCAUGAAUGUUUUUAUGACGUCCUGCUUUUGCUUCGACAUCCUACUGAACUUUCGCACGACCUUUCUGGACGAGGCUGGCGAGGAAGUUCGUUCGCCGUACCUCGUGGGGAAGCAGUACCUGCGGAGUUGGUUCCUGCUGGACUUUGUCACGGCAGUUCCCUUCGAACAGGUGACCGACGCAGUCUCGGCGGAGUCGGUGGGGGGCUUGAAACUGCUGCGGACCAGUAAGAUCUUUAAGAUCUUGAGAGUGGUGCGGGCCAUCAAACUUUGGAAAAUCCUGAGGGCGUCGGAGCUUGGAAGCAUCCUGGAAGACUUUGUCAUGCAUUCCAACAGCGGUCGCCGGGCCUUCGAGCUCUUCAGAAUUUUAGUGGCUUGCUGUUUGUUGUGUCACUUGCUGGCCUGUUUCAUGCACAUCUCUGGGAGUGGCUUCUUAGAGACAUACGAGUGGACGGGCGACAGCGCAGCAUCUCAAUACAUUUGUUCGCUCUACUGGGCCAUGACCACAGUGACCACUGUUGGCUAUGGUGACAUCAUCCCCCGCUCUGAUGGCGAGAGGAUCUUCACCAUGGCCGCCAUGAUCAUCGGUGGUGCCUUCUACGGCUAUGUCGUUGGGAACAUCUCUGUGAUUUUGGCCAGCAACGAUGUGAAGUGGCGCGCCCACAAGGAGAGACUGGAUUUGAUCGAGUCCUGGAUUUCCCAUCAUCGCUUUCCCGCGCAGUUGCGACGCAAGAUUUGGGCCUUUUACAAGAAGGCUGUCAGGGGCCAGGUCGUUUGGGAUGACGGUGUGGUCUUCGCUGAGCUGACCAUUGAGCUUCGGGAGGAAGUAGCCAGCUAUUUAAUCCACCCGGAACUGCAGAAGAACCUGGUCUUCCGGGGGGUGCCCCAAAGUGUCAUGAUACGCAUCGUGGGCAUCCUUCAGCAGAUCAACGUGAAGAAAGGUGAAACAGUGGUACCCUUUGGAAGCUUCUCCUUCGGCAUGUUUAUUCUGCUGGAUGGUGCGGCAAUCCUUGAGAAGGACAUGGAGCCGUUUGAGGUGAACGACUUCAGUCGCGACAUUUUGAGUGCGCACGUGACAUCCGCAGAGGACGGGAAGAAGCUCACAGAGUUGCUCCGGAGAAGUGACAGCUUUGGGGAGGAGGUUCUGCUCGGUCUCCGCGCGCAGUACGAAUACUCCGUGACCCCUCAGCGCCGCACGGUGAUGUUGUUACUUCCCAGAGAUCAGUUUAUGGAGCGCUUAAGUGGGAUGCCGGAAGUCUUCACCAUCAUGCGGACAAAUUUUACAACUUGA
Cladocopium goreaui is the source of this 3480-nucleotide messenger RNA. The record is from the annotation of a GenBank genome assembly. NCBI's taxonomy places the organism in Eukaryota, Dinophyceae, Suessiales, Symbiodiniaceae.